Syzygium oleosum is the source of this 2867-nucleotide messenger RNA. Its product is annotated as casein kinase 1-like protein HD16. NCBI's taxonomy places the organism in Eukaryota, Viridiplantae, Streptophyta, Magnoliopsida, Myrtales, Myrtaceae. Gene Ontology annotation, biological process: peptidyl-serine phosphorylation; signal transduction; endocytosis. Bases 389 to 2515 code for a protein of 708 amino acids. The transcript has 17 exons. Gene Ontology annotation, molecular function: protein serine/threonine kinase activity; ATP binding. The record is from RefSeq and is a predicted model, not a curated record. Gene Ontology annotation, cellular component: nucleus; cytoplasm.
CUCUCUCUCUCAUCAUAAAAAUUCCAAAAAGAAAAACAAAAAAGAAAUUCUCUCUCUCUCUCUCUCUCUCUCUUCUUUGAAAAAUCCCAGACAAUUCCCAAUCUCCGAAACCCCAAUCGACGUUCAAAGCUCUCAUCGGCUCCGGAUUCCUCCUUCUCCGGCGGGAAAAAGCUCGAUCGAUUGCCGGGCCGAUCGAAAGUUGCGCUCUUUCGACGCGAAUUCGCUGUAAAGUCUCUUCCUUUUCCCCCACCUCCGAUUGGCGCUCUUCUGGGUUGUGUCGGUUGUCGAAGGGAGUUGAAAGGGGGAGGGGGGGAGAAAAACCCGAACUUUAGUGCCUUCUUUGUCUUUGGACGAGACCAUCGGAGGUAUGAGAAUCUGAGAAUGAAAGAUGCCGGUACUGCGUGGCGGCGUGUCCAAGGGCCGGGCAGCGGAGAACCAGCAGAACUUUGAGGCCGACGAGGGGAUCGCCACGCGGACGAGGAGGCGGCGGGCGGCGGCGGCGGCGGCUGCGGUCGCGCAACCGAAGAAGAACACCCGGCAGGCGAAGGGAGCUGCUGCCGAGAAUUUAGCUACCGUGGUUGCGGAGGAGGAGGGACAGCAUAAUAGGUUGUUGGAAGUGGGGUUGAGACCCGCCGGUGGUGGUGGUGGUGGUGGUGGAGAAGAGAAGGAGGAGGUGGGUGAGAAGCCAAUGGAUGAGUUCAAUAGCAGGGGGCGAAGUGCUGGGAAGGCACAUGCGGCUGAGGAGGAAGGAAGCACUGCUCCGCUUCCCGAGAAGGUCCAAGUUGGUGGUUCCCCAGUUUACAGAAUAGACAGAAAAUUGGGAAAAGGUGGUUUUGGCCAAGUCUAUGUUGGCCGACGUGUUUCUGCUGGAAGUUCAAGUGAUAUUACUACUGGGCCUGGAGCUGUAGAGGUGGCAUUGAAAUUUGAGCAUAGAAGCAGCAAAGGAUGCAGCUACGGCCCCCCUCAUGAAUGGCAAGUCUACAACACUCUCGGUGGUAGUCAUGGUGUACCAAGAGUACACUACAAGGGUCGACAGGGUGAUUUCUAUGUCAUGGUAAUGGAUAUGCUCGGGCCUAGCUUGUGGGACGUGUGGAAUAAUAAUUCUCAUUCAAUGUCCACUGAAAUGGUAGCAUGCAUAGCCAUUGAAGCAAUAUCCAUAUUGGAGAAGUUGCACACAAGAGGGUACAUUCAUGGUGAUGUAAAACCUGAGAAUUUUCUGCUUGGUACUCCCGGAACUCCUGAUGAGAAGAAGCUAUUCCUAGUUGAUCUUGGAUUAGCUACAAGAUGGCGCGAUAAUUCAACUGGUCUGCAUGUAGAGUAUGACCAAAGACCAGAUGUUUUCAGGGGAACUGUGCGCUAUGCUAGUGUGCAUGCUCAUUUAGGUAGAACUGCAAGUAGGAGAGAUGAUCUCGAAUCUCUUGCCUACACUCUGAUUUUCCUCCUUAGAGGUCGUUUGCCGUGGCAAGGAUAUCAGGGAGAGAAUAAAGGCUUCCUUGUUUGCAAGAAGAAGAUGGCAACAUCUCCAGAGACUCUCUGUUGCUUCUGCCCGGUGCCAUUCCGACAGUUUGUUGAACAUGUGGUUAACUUGAAGUUUGAUGAAGAACCAAAAUAUGCUAGAUACAUUUCUCUCUUCGAUGGGAUCAUUGCACCAAAUCCAGAUGUCAGACCGAUCAAUACAGAGGGUGCUCAAAAGCUUGUAACUCAAGUGGGUCAGAAGAGAGGACGGUUGACCAUGGAGGAGGAUGAAGACGAAGAUGGACAGCCGAAGAAGAAGGUCCGAUUGGGUAUGCCAGCUACUCAAUGGAUUAGUGUUUAUAAUGCGCGGCGUCCUAUGAAGCAGAGGUAUCACUACAAUGUCGCAGACAACAGGCUCAGCCAGCACAUUGACAAAGGAAAUGAAGAUGGCUUAUUUAUCAGUAGUGUUGCCUCCUGCCAAAACCUCUGGGCCCUAAUUAUGGAUGCCGGCACUGGGUUUACUUCACAAGUUUAUGAAUUUUCGUCUUUUUUUCUUCACAAGGAAUGGAUAAUGGAGCAAUGGGAAAAGAACUACUAUAUCAGUGCGAUAGGGGGAUCUGCCAAUGGGAGUUCUUUGGUGGUGAUGUCAAAAGGUACACAGUAUCUGCAGCAGUCCUACAAAGUAAGCGAUUCAUUCCCAUUCAAGUGGAUCAACAAAAAGUGGAAGGAGGGUUUCUACGUGACAUCUAUGGGUACAGCUGGUAGUAGAUGGGCAAUAGUUAUGUCUCGCGGUGCCGGAUAUUCAGAUCAGGUGGUCGAACUAGAUUUCCUGUAUCCCAGCGAGGGUAUUCAUCGGCGAUGGGACUCUGGAUAUCGUAUAACAGCAACAGCUGCGACGUGGGACCAGGCUGCAUUCGUUCUCAGUAUACCAAGGAGAAAACCCACAGAUGAGACCCAGGAGACUCUUCGAACUUCCGCUUUUCCGAGUACACAUGUCAAGGAGAAAUGGGCAAAGAAUCUCUAUUUAGCAUCGGUCUGUUAUGGGAGGACGGUUUCAUGAGCAUCCUAAAAUUUUGAUCGGAGGAGAGUCGAGGGUAAGAAGCUGAAGGAUCAUCGAAAUGAGGUGGGGGAGCGCAGGGCUACGAAAAAUUCUCGACGCAUUUUACAUGUCGUUAAGAUGUAGAAAAAUUUAGUAAGACCCUUUAAUUGUCCGUCAAUUGGGAAAACUCUUCUCAAUUUUCAAAGUACAAAGAAAUAACGAGCAUCUGAUCUUGUUGUUGUCAAUUUUGUAUAUAGAGAGUGGAAAAGGCUACAGAUCAACUGCGAAUUGGAAUUAUUGUAGCUGGAUUUCCUACUUUGAUGAUACAUAUCUAUUAGUACUGUAGUUGACUUAUGCUAUUUUUCUGGUUCAA